AUGUCAAAUAUUGUCAAGGCAGUUCUUCUUUUAAAACUCGUUGCAGCAACUACGCCAGAUCUACUCGUCAAAAAACUAUCGGAGAUAAUCGAGUGUGCCCAUCAGUCUCCAGUCAGUUUGCCAAGUCAACAGGAUAAAUUUGUUGUGCCACCUCAUUGUUUCAGCUCAGAAAGCAUCAGUCCGCUUUCUUUGGCAAGAUCCGCCCGAAACACCAAACAAAUAUUCUAUCAUCGUCAAGAUUUUUGCGAAAAUACGAAAUGUUCUCUUCACGAUCUUUAUCUUUCCAUCGAGCAUAUGGAAUCGUAUACAAAAGCCCGCUUGGUUGGGAAAGAAAAUCACCCAUCCGUGCUAGAAAUAAGAGGAAAGUGGUACCUCAACCUUGGAAUGUGUGGAGGAUUCUGCCCUGGAUCCCUGAUCAGAGGCAAAAAUCAUCUCUAUGACUCGAUUCAUGAAACCAGCAUCUCGAAAAAUGUCGGAUGCGCUGCCACAUCAACAAGUUCAAUCCGCCUUAUUACGCAAAAUCAUCAAAUCGUAGAAAUCGAGGAUGUUAUCACUCACGGCUGCUCUUGUGUAAAGUUCCAUAGCUGCUAA
Messenger RNA from Oikopleura dioica, 591 nucleotides. The record is from the annotation of a GenBank genome assembly. Lineage: Eukaryota; Metazoa; Chordata; Appendicularia; Copelata; Oikopleuridae.